Messenger RNA from Lolium rigidum, 849 nucleotides. RefSeq names its product germin-like protein 4-1. Lineage: Eukaryota; Viridiplantae; Streptophyta; Magnoliopsida; Poales; Poaceae. Gene Ontology annotation, molecular function: manganese ion binding. The coding region runs from base 1 to 849 and encodes 282 amino acids. The record is from RefSeq and is a predicted model, not a curated record. The transcript is spliced from 3 exons. Gene Ontology annotation, cellular component: cell wall.
AUGGCGGCACGAGCUUUCACUUCACUGCUUGCCGUGACAGUGCUGGUCCUAGUUUCCUCCACAAUGCCUCGUGUUAUGGCCUCUGACCCGGGUCCUCUCCAGGACUUCUGCGUUGCUGAUCUGAUGAACCCUGUGUUUGUGAACGGGUUCGUGUGCAAGAACCCGAAGCUGGUGACGGCGAACGACUUCUUCCGUCCCGGCCUCAACGUCCCAGGGAAGCUAAACGCUCAGGGCUCCGCCGUGACGGCGGUGUCGGUGCUGCAACUUCCUGGCCUCAACACCUUGGGCAUCUCGAUGGUGCGCAUCGACUUCGGCCCCAACGGGCAGAACCCGCCGCACACACACCCGCGCGCCACGGAGAUCCUAACCGUGAUCAAGGGCCAGCUCCUCGUCGGUUUCGUCACCUCCAACCAGCCCGACGGCAAGAACCUGCUCUUCACCAAGCAGCUGGUGGAGGGCGACGUGUUCGUCUUCCCCGAGGGGCUCAUCCACUUCCAGCUCAACAACGGACCCAACCCCGCCGUCGCCAUCGCCGCGCUCAGCAGCCAGAACCCCGGUGUGAUCACCAUCGCCAACGCCGUGUUCGGGUCCACGCCGCCUAUUAGUGAUCUGAUCCUCGCCAAGGCGUUCAUGACCGAGAAGGCGACGGUGGACUGGAUCCAGUCCCAGUUCGCGCCGGCGCUCCUCCUAGACCUCACGGCAAGCUCCGGGGUGGCCUCAAUCGUUGGCUUCAUGCUCGACGCCGGCAAGCAGUCGAGGAAGAAAUCGAGGGCUAGAGAGAUGCUGAGGGGAAAUGGAUGGUUGGAUGAGAUCAAGGGGUGCUCGGCGGUGCUUUUCCCCUAUUUAUAG